Messenger RNA from Poecile atricapillus (Black-capped chickadee), 1702 nucleotides. RefSeq names its product G protein-coupled receptor 15 (gene GPR15). Gene Ontology annotation, biological process: G protein-coupled receptor signaling pathway; immune response. The transcript has a single exon. Gene Ontology annotation, molecular function: G protein-coupled receptor activity. The record is from RefSeq and is a predicted model, not a curated record. Bases 1 to 1101 code for a protein of 366 amino acids. Gene Ontology annotation, cellular component: membrane. Lineage: Eukaryota; Metazoa; Chordata; Aves; Passeriformes; Paridae.
AUGAGGACAGCUGGGUCAGAAAUGGAACUCCCCCAGCUGUCAUCCACGGCUGCAGUCACCUUCAACUACGACUACUACUACGAUGACCAGUGCCAGCACCAGCACCUGCAACAUAUGUCUGUUUUCCUCCCUAUCCUUUAUAGUGCCGUGUUCCUGGUGGGCAUUGUUGGCAACUCAAUCCUGAUAGCGGCCUUGGUCUUCAAGCGACGGGUCCAGAGGCUGAUUGACAUCUUUAUCGUCAACCUCGCUGCAUCUGACUUCAUCUUCCUCAUCACUCUUCCUUUCUGGGUGGACAUGGAGGUGUCGGAUGAGAGCUGGAGGGUAGGAUCUUUCCUCUGCAAAGCCAGUUCCUAUGUCAUCUCAGUCAACAUGUACUGCAGCAUCCUGCUCCUCACCUGUAUGAGUGCUGACCGCUACCUCGCUAUCAUGCACCCCUCUAUCGCACGGCGGAUCAGGACAAGAGCCUAUUCCAGAGCACUCUGCAUCUGUGUCUGGUUAUUAUCCUGCUGCUUAGGGAUGCCAACCCUUUUGUCCAGAGAACUGAGGAAGCAAUACGGAAAGACUUACUGCACAGACAAAGCCGUGACAGAAGUCAAACUGAUCAUGUCACUGAUGCUUUUAAUCCUGGCCUUCUUCUUCCCACUAUUGAGUAUCUUAACUUUUUACUGCUCCAUCGCCAAGAGACUCUGUGUGCACUAUCAGAAGGCUGGGAAACGUGAUAAGAAACUGAGAAAAUCCAUCAAGAUCGUCUUCAUUGUAGUGGCAGCUUUUGUUGUCUCCUGGGUUCCUUACAAUCUUUUCAAGCUUAUGGCCAUCCUUUUGCGACUCCUAAAGCAGCCUGACUGUUUUACUGGCACCGUUGCCCAGCUGGGCAUAAAGGUGAGCAGCCCUUUUGCUUUUGCCAAUAGCUGUGCCAAUCCUUUCAUUUACUUUUGCUUUGACAACUAUAUCCGCAGAGCCAUGCUCCAGUGCCUGUGCCCAUGGGUGAAAAUCAGCAGCAACAGCUCUGAAACCCUGGACACCAACUUGAGCCAUUCCUUAUCCAAUUUCGUGGCAGGGGAGUUUGCCACCAGGAAGAGGAAGCGCUCUGUGUCCCUCUAACUUUGAGCUGGGACUGCGGAGGAAGGAACUUUUUCCCCAAAGAUGUCAGGAAAAGAAAAAGAGAAACGAGCAACAAAGACAGGUGCUUCAGGUGGGAGGGGUGUUGCUUCCUUUUAAAUGCAGAUAGAUGGAAUAGGAAACCUUAACCACAGAAUUACUUCACAACGAUUGCUGUGACCAUGCACAGUGUAAAUGUGAAACCGUCAUACCAAGAAAUAGCUACAAAUGCUCGUGCUGGAACCCCAGUACAAAUGCUACAAACUAGAGAAAAGAACCAUCUGAUUCAGUCAAGGCCGCUCCGAGACAAGCUUUGAACUAAUGUGUAUAUAGGUUUUUAUUCUGUGCAAGAAAAGCAACCCGAGUGUUUCUUUUUGGUUCCUAGCUUGCCCACAAAUUAUUCACAAUGCCCCCAAACCAGCCUGUUCAAUUCUGGGGUUUUGGAGGUUUUUUGAACUUAGAAAUCAAAUAUUUUAAUGAAUUUGUGUGUUACCAGUUCUCAUAACUCGAGUCUUGUGCAUUUUAAGUCUCAGCUUUUUAUUACAGCAUUAAAUUCUCUAAUUUUAAUCAUAAUAAUUAAAGUGAUUAGCUGCUCAGAUUUCAG